Dermochelys coriacea (leatherback sea turtle) is the source of this 7360-nucleotide messenger RNA. RefSeq names its product aryl hydrocarbon receptor nuclear translocator (gene ARNT). Gene Ontology annotation, cellular component: transcription regulator complex; aryl hydrocarbon receptor complex; nucleus. Bases 134 to 2494 code for a protein of 786 amino acids. The record is from RefSeq and is a predicted model, not a curated record. The transcript is spliced from 22 exons. Gene Ontology annotation, biological process: regulation of transcription by RNA polymerase II. NCBI's taxonomy places the organism in Eukaryota, Metazoa, Chordata, Testudines, Dermochelyidae. Gene Ontology annotation, molecular function: protein dimerization activity; DNA-binding transcription factor activity, RNA polymerase II-specific; RNA polymerase II cis-regulatory region sequence-specific DNA binding.
CGCUGCCCGCCCUCCCUCGGAUGCCGAGCGAGCAGGCUCGGUUGCGCCGCAACGGGGCGGGUUUUCCUGCGCCGCCAUCUUGGAAGUGGCGGUGGGACUGAGCGAGCGGGCUGUGGGGGGCGGUCCCGGGCCCAUGGCAGCCGCCGCCGCCAACCCGGAAAUGGCAUCGGAUGUUCCCUCUUUGGGUGCAGCAGUUGCUUCUGGGAACCCUGGACCUGGUACACAGGCUGGAGUAGCCAUUGUCCAGAGAACAAACAAGAGACGACCAGGGCUUGAUUUUGAUGAUGAUGAUGAUGAUGAUGAAGGGAACAAUAAAUUCCUCAGAUGUGAUGAUGAUCAGAUCCCAAAUGAUAAAGAGAGAUUUGCCAGGUCUGAUGAUGAGCAGAGUUCAGCGGAUAAGGAAAGACUUGCCAGGGAGAAUCACAGCGAGAUAGAGCGCAGACGUAGGAACAAGAUGACUGCUUACAUCACGGAGCUGUCAGACAUGGUACCCACCUGCAGUGCCCUGGCUCGCAAGCCUGACAAGCUGACUAUCUUGCGUAUGGCUGUGUCUCACAUGAAGUCCUUGCGGGGCACUGGCAACACCUCCACCGAUGGCACCUACAAACCCUCCUUUCUCACUGAUCAGGAACUCAAACACUUGAUUCUAGAAGCAGCCGAUGGCUUUCUGUUCAUAGUGUCUUGUGAGACCGGAAGGGUGGUAUAUGUCUCGGACUCGGUGACUCCCGUCCUAAACCAGCCGCAGUCCGAAUGGUUCAGCAGCACCGUGUAUGACCAGGUUCAUCCUGACGAUGUGGACAAACUGAGGGAGCAGCUCUCCACUUCGGAGAACGCUCUGACAGGUCGAAUCCUUGAUCUAAAGACUGGGACAGUUAAGAAGGAAGGCCAGCAAUCCAUGAGAAUGUGCAUGGGCUCAAGGAGAUCUUUCAUAUGUCGAAUGAGGUGUGGCAACAGCUCAGUGGAUCCAGUCUCCGUGAAUAGGCUCAGCUUCAUGAGGAACCGAUGCAGGAGUGGCUUGGGUGCAGUGAAAGAUGGGGAGCCCCAUUACGUGGUGGUGCACUGCACAGGGUAUAUAAAAGCCUGGCCCCCAGCGGGUGUCUCAUUGCCAGACGAUGACCCAGAUGCUGGUCAGGGGAGCAAAUUUUGCCUUGUGGCCAUUGGCAGACUACAGGUCACUAGCUCACCCAACUGCACAGACCUGAACAGCAUUUGUCAGCCAACUGAGUUCAUCUCCCGACACAACACCAAAGGCAUUUUCACUUUUGUAGAUCACCGCUGCGUGGGUACAGUUGGCUACCAACCACAGGAACUCUUGGGGAAAGACAUUGUGGAUUUCUGCCACCCGGAAGACCAACAGCUUUUGCGAGACAGCUUUCAGCAGGUGGUGAAGUUAAAAGGCCAGGUUCUGUCAGUCAUGUUCCGAUUCCGGUCCAAAAACCGUGAAUGGCUCUGGAUGAGAACCAGCUCCUUUACCUUCCAGAACCCCUACUCAGAUGAGAUUGAGUACAUCAUCUGUACCAACACCAACGUUAAGAACUCAAGCCAGGAGUCUCGGCCUGCUGUGUCUAACUCGAUGCAGCGGCCACAGCAAGGACAAAACGUCAGCCUUCCCCUGGACAUGGGCACAGCUCAGCUGGCGUCAAGGCAGCAGCAGCCACAACAGACGGAGAUGGAAGUGGUCCCAGGAAGAGAGAGUCUGUCUAGUUACGACCACUCGCAGGUUUCUGUCCAGCCUGUGACUGCUGCUGGCCCAGAACGCAGCAAACCACUGGAAAAAGCGGAAGCUCUGUUUAGUCAGGAGAGGGACCCGCGGUUCAGUGAAAUCUACUCCAAUAUCAGUACAGAUCAGAGUAAAGCCAUUCCUGCCAGCACAGUGCCGGCUAAUCAGCCACUCUUUCCCCAGGGAAACACUUUCACUCCUGCGCGGCCCGCCGAAAGUUUCAGGAGCAGUAGCAUGGUACCCCCUGUCAACAUCAUCCAGCAGCAGCCUGCUUCAGCAGGCCAGAUUUUAGCACAGAUUUCUCGCCACUCCAAUACCACUCCAGUCACUGCAACCAACUGGGUGUCGGCGACACGACCGUCAUUCACGGCACAGCAAGUGGCUUCCCAGACCGCAAAGACUCGGUCCCCUUCAUUUGGAAUGGGGAGUUUCCAAGGCACCCCUUCCUCUUUCAGUCCAAUGUCAACACCUGGUUCCACAGCUUCUCCAGGCGGGGCUGCUUAUCCACCCCUUGCCAACCGCAGCACUGGCUUUGCCACUGAAACGGGGCAGACCCCAGCCCAGUUCCAGACACGGACAGCGGAAGGAGUUGGCAUGUGGCCUCAGUGGCCAGGACAACACCUCGGGCGGAGUUCUGGGGAGCAGCAUGUCCAGCAGCAGCCGAGCCAGCCUGAAGUCUUCCCAGACAUGCUGUCAAUGCUGGGAGACCAGGGAACCAACUACAACAAUGAAGAAUUCCCAGACUUAAAUAUGUUCCCUGCCUUUUCAGAAUAAAAACAAAACAAAAAACCGAAACCCCCUCACAAAUUUUAUAUAAAUAUCUAUGUGUAAAGGAAAAAGCACCUACGUCUCUUUUCUCAGACUCCUGAACUUUCUAAACACUUCCUACUUUCUGGAGGUGGAAACUUCCAACCAAGAAUCCAGAAUGGACAGCUUGUACCGAAGGACGAGGCAGGGUCUUUACAGUGCUGCCAGCCCUGCGUGGAAGAUGCAAGGGAUUGUUCAUCAGGCAGCUUCAGGACUCGUGAAGCAUUGGAGAGUGCAGGAGAGAAACUCCCACAGACUGCGGGAUGCAUGCAAGAGGCUUACUCUGUGCACUGGGUUGGGCGGAGAGGCUCCUGGCUCCUUCAGCAAGCACCUCCCAAAGCUCAAGAGGUGCUUUUUAAAAAUGUCAGUCUUCUAUCCCGUGACUUUUUAAAGACUUGUAACUGUGCUGAAAUGUUGGAACCUUUUCCCAAAUGUUACCCUAGGAUCUAGUUAUAAAGGGUUAACACACGCUGGGGAUUACAAAUCCUUCUUGGUUUACCCAGCCUGUCUCAUUGGGACUGCAGGUCACCUCAGCAAGGAAGCUUUUGUCUCAUCUCUCUGGAGAGGAAAGAGUAAGGUUAUUACUGGCUCCCCGGCUUGUGAUCGGGUUGUGUUUGGUGAGAAGCUUCCAUGUGCACGGGAGCUUAGCUUUGGAAGAACGUGUUUGUUUGAAAUCCCAUCUCUCUUCCAUAAACAGUGCAAUUAAUAUGGGUAUUUUAGUUAGCAUGACCUAUAAACGUGGAUUUUUCAUUCAUUUAAAGAUGGGAAAAUAAUGAGCCAUAAAGUGUUAAAUAAUCAUAUGUAGCUUUUCUUUCUAGAUGCACCGGUCCACAACUGAUGGCUUCAGUGCUGCCAUAAACCAGUGUUAAACGGGUUUUCAGUGAGUGUCUCUAUUAAGAAUAACAUGGCACUUUUAGUGCAACUUUUACCAUUUUUAUCUCCUUUCCCACAACCUCCAUUUCUGAGUUGUAGGCCCAGCUCCUGUUGGAAACAGACUCUUCUGCCUGUCUAGCUUCUGGGUAAGGGAUCUGGUAAAUAGCCAAGAGUUGUGCUUUUCACUCAGCUAUCAAAGUGGCAAUCUCCAGUCUGAUGUUCACUGAUCCCUUAAAGAACUUCUUACUGCCAGGUGCUGAUUUAUUGCCAAAAUACAAAAUGGAGGAAAGCGAGACAGGUAUUUAACUUAAAGAUUCAAGCCUUGUGUUAGAAUUUUCUGGCACCUUCCCUGGAAAACUUGUGGCAAACUUCACACUCCCUCCUGGCCCUGUUUUUUAAAAAGUGAUGAUGAAUCCAGUACCCAUGUCAAGAGUUUGCUGCUUGGAUUCAGUAGGUGGGUCUGUCUGUUGUUGGGUUCAGCACUUGGAAACCAACUCUCCAAUGCUGUGGUAGAAAAACAGAAUCUUUCCUGAAAAGGGAAAUCUGUUUUUCUUCAGGAUUACAUCUGUUGGAAGCUGGUCUCGUUCCUUUAAAGCAUGCACGCUGCGCCACGUUAAGUGAGAUUAGGGAUGCUGACCUCCUGGAAUGCCCUGGGGUGACCAUCCUUCAGCCAGUAAGGUCAGAGCUGGACAAAUAAUGGAAUUUCCACUGGUUGGCAAUUUUGCAAAAGUAAAGAAGAAAUUUGGCUGGGUUAAAUUUACGAUUUCAUUUUGAUUGUGAGCAUUUUCAAGUUUCGGGUUUUUUUAAAAAAAAAAAUCAAAGGAAAUUUUGAAACAAAGUUCUUUCAAACAAACGUUUCAACGUUUUAAAUAAAAUCAAGACAGACACUGAAUUUUGUCAUAAACAAAACAGAACUGAACACAAAUUCAAAGUGUUUCAUUGGUGCAGGAUCUGCAUUUUUCCACAGUUUUGUGCAAAAAAUUUUGCCUAGCUCUAAUGGCAAGAUUGUCAAAAGGAAGGGUGUGGUCUUUGUCUGGAAUAGUAGAUCUUGGAGCAGUGUUGAGGACGACCCUUUGUCAGCUCACAUAUACCCUUCAAAGAGCAGAUUUCCCAGAUUUGUAGGGCAGGUGACCUCUGUCUGUGGAAGUAUUGGGGCAAAACACAUUUGUGUGAAUAACUGUUGUAAAGUGCAAUGAGACGUUUUAAUAUUUUCUGAACCCUGCCAGAGACGAUAUUGACACUAGGAUUAGAAGAACCUAAUUUAUACCGUAUUCUCAUGCUUUCGUUGUUAAAACGAGUGUUCGGACACUAGUGACCUUGGUCAAAUCUUCAAAAACUCUGAAGUCCCAUUUCAAAAGUGAUUCAAAUGAUUGCUUUUAAAAAUGGGACCUGAGCUCCUAAAUCACUUUUGAGCUUUUGAAAAUUUUACCCAUAUACUUAAUCUGCUCUCUGCUGGGUGGAUUAUCAGGGUGUUGAGCUGAGCUAACAGCAAUAACUGCAUUUGGCUCUUCUCUUCAGCUCUGGCCGUUCACCAUGUUCCAGAUAACUUUAUCACUAGCUCAUUGGCUGUUGAGCCAUGGGGUUUUCUCAGGCUUAGAGCAAAUCUGUUUUGUAAAGUUGUAAUGUGUUAACACUUCCAGGUAUUUGUACUCAGUAUGCAAGUGUCUGCUUGUGAGUUAACUUGUAUUAACAGGAUGGCAGAAGCAUGCGUGUGAGAAUGACUAGAACUGGCUGUGACAUUUCCCAAACGGUAACGCUGUAUUCACUUUACCAGUCUCAAAAGGAGAAGGCAGCUCUAGCCUUGAAAAUCAGAACGAACCUGUUGUGACAAACGCUCUGAAACUGUGGCCAUAAGGAAAAAACCUUGUUUCUACAGAAACCAUGUACUGUAUGACAGAUUUCAGAGUAGCAGCUGUGUUAGUCUGUAUUCGCAAAAAGAAAAGGAGUACUUGUGGCACCUUAGAGACUAACAAAUUUAUUAGAGCAUAAGCUUUCGUGAGCUACAGCUCACUUCAUCGGAUGCAUUUGGUAGCUCACGAAAGCUUAUGCUCUAAUAAAUUUGUUAGUCUCUAAGGUGCCACAGGUACUCCUUUUCUUUUCAUGUACUGUAUGCACACUAUUGUAACAUGAUAUUGAAGAGAAACUCAACCUUUUUUUCAUUCUACCACUCAAAUUUCUCCUGGGGCUUGGCCGGGGGGAGGUUGAGGGGAGAGACCACUUAAUAAGGUCAGUUGCUUGGCUUUGUUUUUGCAGUCAGUUCUCUCUAGUGGUGCUCUGAUUUCCCAUCUCUAUGGCAGAGAACAGGGCACAUGCAUGGUCAGAUCAGCUCCUGCUAGCUGGGUAAUGACCUUCUCCAUCAUCACAUUCGUAACUCCUGGGUGCUCAUAUUUGUUUCUUUUUUAGCUAGGCUGCUACCAGCAAGGGGGAGAACUUGGCUCUUAAACAGAGAUGAUGGCCCUUGCCCAGGGAAACUUGCCACCAUGAUGGCUUGAGCUCCAUCAACCCUGACUUGGGGGAGGACCAUUUUCCCCAAGAGGUAGUCCUUGCCCCUCCGUCUUGUUGCUCAGUUGUAGGAUGUGCAUUGUCCGCAGGGAAAAAAGGACACACUUCACUGACUCAGUGCUGUUGUGUGGGACAAGAGUCCUAGAACCUACCCCUGGCUCCAAGCUCACCGCACCUUAAUGCAGUGGGAUUCGGGCAGCUCCCUCGCCACCCACUAGACCAGAGGUUCCCAAACUUUUCUUAUUGGCUACCCUCUUCUAUAUCUACCAGCUGCCUGUAAACCUUUACCCUUCUCAACACUGAUAAUUUGUUCUUAACACUACCUGCCUUGAGCCAUCUGUCUAUAUUUCACUGUUACAUACAGAUAUAAUGCAAAGUAUACAAUGGAAAAAAAAAAAGAAAACCCUAAAUUCUGAGCUCAGUUAGAUUGGACAAUUGCUGAGCAACUGAACCCGCGCUGUACCGUGAUUGGAGGCGAGGGCUCUGUAUGUCAGUGUGUCUGUGUUCUCACUGGUACAUCUUGAAGUUAAAUUAACUGCCGUAUUUUAUAUAACACAUUCUCAGUUUUAAAGCUUCAUCUGAGUAGCCUGGUAUGAAAAUGCGUAAAUAAAAUCCACCAUUGAACAAUUUCUCCCACGUACCCCCAGAGAUGUCUUACGUACUCCCAGAGGUACAUGUAACAUACUUGGGGAACCCCUGCUCCUGACAAACUUUGGUGGUGGUGGGCUUAAUUAAGUGUUCCAAUACUGCAGUAUUGGGGUCCAUAUAAAUACUUUAUAGUCUGUAAACCCCAGAUUUAAAGGACCCAGUAGGGAGGAUUCAGGAGCUCUGGUGGGGCGGCCAGCCGUAACUGGUGGGAAGCCUCUCUCCUCUUAGUGCUCAGACUUCAUGGGGUUUGACCCUGCAUUCCUUGGAAUUAAAUCAGUGCAGGGAUGAGGCUUUUAAGAGCCUGAUCCUGUGAAAUCUUACAUCCCAUGGGAGUGGCUGGUUGUGCUCACCCUCCUGUGGAAUGACACUGCGACCCUAGACCUGUAGUAUACCCCACGUGCCUGCAGAUUAUACCACGACCUAACUGAAGCGUCACCUGGUAGCUCAGCUUAGAAACCAAAAAAUAGUGCUGUUUUUGCCAUGCAGGUGAAAAGGGCUUGCAUGAAAUUAUUGUUGGUUCUUUUCCUUCCUUGCUCUGGAUGCAAAGGAGGCACAGAGUCUUAUUAAACAAAAAAUCCGGUAGUCGAACUGAAAAAAGGUUGACAUUAAUUCAAGUCCUGUUUUUGAUGAUCAAAUAUUUUUGAAUGUGAGUAUUUUACUGUACAGUUUGGUUGGGGGGGGCGGGGGACGGGAGAUGCUAAACGUUUUUUUAAAUGUUCUGUACUGAAGGCUUUGUGUUGUGACAGAGGUUGCAAAUAAUUAUAUGUAGCAGAGAUUUUACAAGAAGAUAUUUUUUUUUCCUUUUUAAAA